AUGUCCGAUUCAGCCAGCACCACAGCCACUGCUGCCCAAAAAGGUAAGAGCUUAGCGAGUAGUUCCCCUAAGGCGAAAAGUGAUACCCCCCCUCAACUCAAGUCCGUUGCUCUUGGCCCUAACACUGAGAACGGCAAAUCGAAACCAGGCACGACAAAAACCAAAAAGAAAACCUCUUCCGAAAAACAAUACCCUAUAGCCAAUAACAAUACUAGCCAUACUUCCUCCGCGAACACGGUCGUUAAUGUCGGUCAUAGUUGUGGAACCUGUAAGUCGGUCGAUAACAGCCGGAUGGUUCAGUGCGAUGAUUGUGAUGGAUGGAACCAUUUUAGUUGUGUGGGAGUGAACCAAAGUGUGGAGAAUAGAAAGUGGAAUUGUGCACAGUGCCAGGCGAAGCAAAAGAAGAAGAAGACGGGUGCUACGAAGGUUGCCAGGAACACCGCUGCAGCGAAGAAGGUCGAAAAAUCGAGGCCGGAGAAAACCAGCGACGGGAAGAAGAACAAGACUUCAUCAGCGAUGAAAGAGAUGGAAGAUUCUUUGCCGAGGAAACCCGUGGGAACCACGAAACCACCCAAAGCAGCAUCUGUUAAGUCAGCGGGAUCGAGAAGGUCGGCGAAAGCGCACCUGGAGCUGCAAUUGCAGAAACUCGAAGCAGAACAGAAGCUGCUAGAAGAGAAAAAGAAGCUGAUGGAGAAACACUUCAGCAUUCCGGAGGAGUUGGUCGACCUGGAGGAUGAAGAAGACGCCGAUGAAGAGGAAGUGGACGCUGAUACUAAGGUGCAGAACUGGUUAGGCGCCACUGGUGGAAGGCGCCAAGAAGAAGAAGAGGAAUCUCCUAGUGCGGAUGAAGAAGAAGAGUGCUCCGACGACGAAGAAGAGGAAGAAGGUGGAGAAAUGGAUUCCAGCGAUGAUUCCGAGGAGGAAACGGUGUCAGACAGCAGCGAUGACUCUAGUGAGGACGAAAAGGGAGGAACUAACGAAUCUAGCUUCAAUCCGAAGGGUCGUUCUACGCCAGCAAAGAAAGGCGAAAACAGGCGAAAAGACGCAACCAGUCAAGACGACGAAAACAUGAUUCGGCUGAGGAACUGCCUGAAGGGAGAUGCGUUUGCUGCCGUUCGAAGUUUUCUUCUCCAUCCGAAGACAGUGAACAGGGCGAUGGAUGCGCUCAAAUUGAAGUUUGGACAGCCAAGGUUUAUCAUCGAAUCUCUGAAAGAAAAGGUUCUUGCCAUUCCACCGGUCGACCCUGAGUCGAUGAACGCGAUGGUCGAUUUCGCGCUGGACGUCCAGAACCUGACGGUGACGAUCGACGCCUGUGGUCGGAAGGAGCUCAAGCAGGAUGCUUCGUUGCUGAACUCACUGGUUUCCAAGCUUCCGGGACCAAUGCAACUACAGUGGGCGAAACACUCCAGAAGUAUUCAGAAGGUUAACCUGAAGACAUUCGGCAAAUGGAUUUACGAAAUAGGCGAAGACGCCUGUCUGGUUUCGAAGCCGCGUCAGACAAAAGCAUCGUCUCACAACCAGGAGCCACGCAGGAGAACUAAGGCAUACGUGAAUGCUCACGUUGAGCACCAGGGGGAGUACCACGCUCAUUUGCCAGGAGGUAGUACAUCAUCAGCCGGUGCCAGAAGAGCCUACCCCACAGCGUGCAUUGUCUGCAGGGGAUCUUGUGCAUCUCUCGCGAACUGCCAAGGCUUUCGGGAGUUGUCAUACGAUGGACGGUGGGCAAUCACACGCGAAACCAAGCUGUGCCGGAAAUGCUUGAAGCGCCACAGAGGAGGAUGUGUGUCCAGGAACUGCGGAGUCAACGGAUGCACAUGCAAACAUCACCCAUUGCUGCACAAGCAGCUAAACCCAGAGUCCGCGCCCAUGCAGCCAAACUCAGAGUCUACGCCCAUCCAGACUGGAGACAACGCGCAACGGGAAGAGCGGUCCUGUAACACUCACCUGUCCGGGUCCAGCGCUGUCCUGUUUCGCUAUGUUCCAGUCGUGGUGCAUGGAAACGGGAUUGUGAUUCAAUGCUACGCCUUCUUGGAUGACGGAUCCUCGCUAACGCUUAUGGACCAAGACCUAGCAGAUGAGCUGAACCUAAAAGGAGAACUUCGUCCCUUGGGCCUCAAGUGGACUGGAGGCACAUAUCGAACAGAGGACAACAGUCAAAUCGUCAGUUUAGAUGUGUCCGGACUUAAAGGAAAGCGGUAUCACCUGGAGGAUGUAAGGACAGUGGAGGAGCUGCAACUUCCGUCUCAAACGCUCGACGUGACGCAGCUUCAGAGAGAUAACCCCUAUCUACGAGGAAUUCCCGUAGAUUCGUACACCGAUGUCCGACCUCGUCUGCUAAUCGGAGUGCAACACGCUAACGCGACGUUGGUCAGGAAGAGUCGAGAGGGCGAAUCCGGACAACCGAUUGCAGUUAAGACCAACCUGGGAUGGACGAUCUACGGAGGAGUGCCGACGGGAGAGUCGCAUAGUAUGGUGCACUAUACGUACCACGUUUACGCCUGUGACUACCAGAUGCAAGAUGAUGCUGACGGGAAGCUGGAUCGCGCGGUGAAGGACUUCUUCUCUCUUGAAAGUCUAGGAAUAACAGCACCCACUAAGACGAUGCGCUCCGCCGACGAUGAGAGGGCCCUCAAGCUGUUACGUGAGCUAACCAAAUUCGAAGGCGAGAGAUAUACAACCGGCCUGCUCUGGCGAUACAACAUCACGCAUCUGCCAGACAGCAAACCGAUGGCGCUGAAGCGGUUCUUGAAUCUCGAGCGACGCAUGGCGAAAGACCCGGAGCUGAGGGGAGUACUGCAACAGAAACUGGCUGAUUACGUCACCAAGGGCUAUGUUCGGAAGCUUACGAAGGAGGAACUGGAGGAAAACCACGAGCGUGUCUGGUACUUACCAGUCUUUCCGGUCAUCAACCCCAAUAAGCCAGGAAAAGUUCGACUCGUCUGGGACGCCGCAGCAACAACGCAUGAAGUUUCGCUGAACUCUUUACUACUCACGGGACCGGAUCUGACCACUCCGCUUGUUUCCGUGCUUUUCAAAUUUCGCGAACAUCGAUUCGGUAUUUGUGGCGACAUCAGGGAGAUGUUCCACCAGGUUGGAAUUAGAGACGAAGACCAGCAUAGCCAGCGAUUUCUGUGGCGAGAUGAGAGAGAGCUAGGUGAACCCAGUGUUUACGUUAUGCAGGUGAUGACGUUCGGGGCGUGCUGUUCUCCAUCAAGUGCACAGUACGUGAAGAACAUGAACGCGGAACGUUUCAACGAGCAAUUCCCAGCAGCCUCUGCGGCCAUAGUGCAGUGUACGUAUGUCGACGACAUGUUGUGUAGCACAGAGACCGAAGAGGAGGCGAUUGAGUUGGCGAAGACUGUUUGGGACAUCAACAAUCGAGGCGGGUUUGAAAUCCGCAAUUGGAUGUCCAACUCCGUUGGCAUACUAUCAGCGCUUCGUGGAGAUUCCUGUGCAGAGAAAAGCCUCGACCUGUCAUCCAGCCUAGCGACCGAGAAGGUAUUGGGGAUGUGGUGGUGUACUAAGACCGACUGUUUCACUUACAAAAUCAACUGGGAUCGGCUAGGACGUGAGCUGCUGGAAGGCAAUCGUUGCCCUACGAAACGUGAGGUACUCCGCACCCUGAUGACCAUCUACGAUCCUCUAGGUCUCAUCGCGCACUUCCUAAUGUUUCUCAAGGUACUGCUAAAGGAGAUCUGGCGGACCCGAGUAGGCUGGGACGAAAACAUCGACGAUAAGUGCUUCGAAAAGUGGCGAAAAUGGCUGCAUCUUCUUCCGGACGUUGAGAACGUCAGUAUCCCACGGUGCUACAGGAUGUCUUCAUCGCUUGGUCAUCACACUGAGAUCCAGAUGCACACCUUUGUCGACGCGAGCGAAAAUGGCACGGCAGCAGCUGUCUAUCUCCGAUUCGUGGAAGGCGAAAACAUCGAAUGCAGUCUCGUCACCGCUAAGAGUCGUGUAGCACCACUCAAGUAUCUCUCGAUUCCGAGGCUCGAACUUCAGGCGGCAGUAAUUGGAGCCAGAUUAGCUGCGUUUGUGAUGCAGGGACUAUCGAUCAAGGUUGCCCGUCGAGUUUUUUGGUCAGACUCCCGCAACGUUAUCGCCUGGAUACGUGCCGACCACCGCAAAUACAACGCAUUCGUCGCCGCGAGAGUCAGCGAAAUCCUAGAUCUCACGAGCGUAUCGAGCUGGAAGUGGGUCCCAACGAAGUGGAACGUAGCGGACGAAGGCACGAAGUGGCAAUGUCAACCCUCUCUGACGAACGACAGCAGAUGGUUCAAAGCACCAGAAUUCCUGUGGCAAGCAGAAAAAGAAUGGCCAGAUACCCCGGAAAAACUGACGGAACCGGUGGAAGAGAUGCGAGCGUGCGUCAACGCGCACUUCCCAACGGAAAGCGAGAUCAUCCCAGUUAAAGACUUCUCAACCUGGAGACGAUUGGUCAACACAACCGCCUACGUUUUCCGAUAUCUACGCCAGCUUCGACCAAAGAAAUUCACCCGCACCAUCGAAAUCCUUUCGAGCGAGGAGAUACACCAAGCUGAAGAAUACCUUCUCCGCACAGCACAGCAAGACGUCUUCCGAACCGAGCUCAACAUUCUCCGACGCGACGACCGCAACGCAACGAUUCCCAAGCAAAGUCAGCUGUACAAGCUCAACCCGUUUAUCGAUGAAAGAGGAUUGCUGCGCAUGCACGGGAGAACUGGAGCGUGCAAGUUCUUUGCAGUGGAAAUCGCCAACCCUAUCAUCCUUCCGCGCGACCAUCCGAUAACGAAGCUCAUCGUUGAAAGCUACCACCAGAAGUUCCAUCAUCAAAACCACGAGUCAGUCAUCAACGAAGUUCGCCAGAAAUACUGCAUCAGUUGUCUACGCAGAGUAUACGCCAAGGUCAGGUCCAACUGUCAACGCUGCAAGCUGCGGGAAGCUCGUCCGCGUCCUCCAGCAAUGGCUGACCUACCAAAGUGUCGACUAGCAGCUUUCGUUCGACCGUUUACACACACCGGCAUCGAUUAUUUUGGACCGAUGGAAGUGGCUAUAGGGAGAAGGGUUGAAAAAAGGUGGGGGGUUCUAUUGACUUGUCUCACUAUUCGCGGGGUCUACCUUGAUUUAGCUAGCUCUUUAACAACAAGCUCGUGCAUAAUGGUGAUCCGCAACUUCAUUGUGCGACGGGGAACACCUUCCGUUUUCUACAGCGACAGGGGGACUAACUUUAUCGGAGCCGAUCGAGAGUUGAAGCAAGCCCUGCAGGACGUCGACCAGCAGAAGAUAGCUCAGGAGUUUGUUUCGGCGACAACCACUUGGUGUUUUAAUCCACCGGCAGCUCCCCAUAUGGGGGGGAGCUGGGAACGACUCGUGCAGUCCGUCAAGCGCACCUUAGUGGAACUGCAGCUACCCCAUCGCCCGAAGGAGGAAGAACUGAGGAGUGCUCUUGUCGAGAUUGAAGGUUACCCAUCGAAGACGAGUUCCGACGGAUUCAAACCAUGGACCGAACUGGAAGUCAACUCCAUCGCUUUGAGUCGAGGUUGGCAUCUAUCGCAGCAGAUCGCGAACCACUUCUGGAAAAGAUGGCUGCGGGAGUACCUGCCGGAGAUCACCAGGCGUUCCAAGUGGCAUCAGAACGUACCACCGAUCAAAGAGGGUGACAUCGUGGUCAUCGUCGACUCCGAGCUACCAAGGAAUUGCUGGCCCAAGGGACGAGUUAUCGGAACGGUAAACCGAGACGGGCAGGUGCGUACCGUAACAAUAAAGACGCCGAAAGGUGUCUACGAGAGACCGGCUGUAAAGGUUGCAGUGAUAGACGUGAGAGCUAAGGAGGAGUUUGCUGACUCAGAGGCGGAGUCAGCAAACUAG
Molecule: messenger RNA, 5847 nt
Organism: Uranotaenia lowii
Lineage: Eukaryota; Metazoa; Arthropoda; Insecta; Diptera; Culicidae
Exons: 3
Coding region: 1-5847 (1948 amino acids)
Biological process (GO): DNA integration
Molecular function (GO): nucleic acid binding
Source: RefSeq, a predicted model, not a curated record